Molecule: messenger RNA, 950 nt
Organism: Truncatella angustata
Lineage: Eukaryota; Fungi; Ascomycota; Sordariomycetes; Amphisphaeriales; Sporocadaceae
Product: cutinase-domain-containing protein
Exons: 3
Coding region: 186-788 (200 amino acids)
Biological process (GO): carbohydrate catabolic process
Cellular component (GO): extracellular region
Molecular function (GO): cutinase activity
Source: RefSeq, a predicted model, not a curated record
CCCUUCUUUUCGCGCGAGGCACCACCGAGACCGGAACGCUCGGUACCGUAGUUGGGCCUGGACUUCAAAAGUCUGUUCAGUCCGCUCUUGGUGCAGACCAGGUCACUGUUCAAGGCAUCACAUAUGCCGCCGAUGCAGCAGGCAUUACGUCAGAGGCCACAGGCUCAGGACCAGGCUCCCAGGCCAUGACCAAAGCAGCUCAGUCGGCACUCAGCAGCUGCCCAGGCACCAAGUUGAUCCUGACUGGUUAUAGUCAGGGCGCAAUGGUUGUACACAACAGUGCGAAGCUGCUUGGUAGCCAGGCCUCAUCCGUUGUCGCUGCUGUCACCUUUGGUGAUCCUUUCAAGACCCAACUCCCCACUGGUGUGUCAACAGCCGACUUCCACACGUUCUGCGCAAGUGGCGACUCAGUCUGUGGAACUACAGGCACCUGCGCUGGCUCGGGUGGAUGCACAUCUGCGAGCACCAUGGGCCAUCUGGGAUAUGGCUCAGAUGUGGACACGGCAGCGUCUUUCAUCAAGUCCGUUGUCGGUGGAAGCACCGCCGGCGGCUCAACGGCUACUGCCAGUGUUGCUCCUACAACUGCUGCUACUGCUAUUACCACCGAAACAGAUACUGGUUUGGGCUCCGGCCUUGGUUCUGGACUUGGUUCCGGCUUUAGCAUUCCUACAACACUACCUACAUUGGGAUCUGGGUUGGGAUCUGGGUUGGGCUCUGGGUUUAGCAUGCCCGCGUUUAGCAUUCCCACAGCGCUUCCCACUGGACUCUCCGGGUUCGGCAAACUGUAGAAUGGUGUAGGAAGGGCGAGAAUUGAGGGUACUGAAGGAGGUCACGGACCGGACUGCUAUUUCGAUUCUACAUUUUACUUGCUAGUCAAGUACAAAGAAGCUCCUGACGCACGGCAUUUGACGUGUCGUUGGACGGCUACUUUAUGAUUUAUGCAAAAUGCC